Messenger RNA from Salvelinus sp. IW2-2015, 1216 nucleotides. The record is from RefSeq and is a predicted model, not a curated record. NCBI's taxonomy places the organism in Eukaryota, Metazoa, Chordata, Actinopteri, Salmoniformes, Salmonidae.
AUGCUCACACUUUUCCACAUGUUUUUGAUGGCAGCAACAGGUCGCUACAAUCAAUCAAUUAAUUUUCCAUCUGAAUGUUGCAACCUCCCAAACAGACAGCAGUGUUGCACUSUAACUGAGGUGACCAACGAGAUCUACCCUGUGUGGACCUACUCCUACCUGGCUGUGAUGGUGCCAGUCUUCCUGCUCACCGAUUGGCUGCGCUACAAGCCCGUCYUGGUGUUUCAGUGCAUCAACCUCUUCAUAACCUGGGCYAUGAUGCUAUUGGUGCAGGUGGUGGCAGCCUUUAAGGCGAUGCAGUUCUUCUAUGGCGUGAAGUCGGCCUGUGAGGUGGCCUACUUCUCAUACAUCUACAGCAUAGUGGACAUGAAACACUACAGCAAGGCUACAUCCUACUGCCGUAGUGUACAGCUGCUAGGCUACAAGAGUCAAAGUGAACCACCACAGACCCCAGAAGGAGGGGACAGGUGUGCAGGUGAUGUGUCCACUGAGGGGCCAGUGAGGGCUAGGAGCUGCAGCCAAGUUUUCCUGCUGCUGUUGGAAAGACUUUCUCCAGUGCUACUCCACCAGGGCACUGCUGUACUGGUCAGUGUGGUGGGUACUAGCUACCUGUGGCUACAAUGAGGCAAUCAACUAUGUACAGGUGUUGUGGGAGCACAUACAGCCAUCCCAGAAAGUCACAAUCUACAACGGAGGGGUGGAAGCUGUGUCCUACCGGUUUGGUGAGUAUUGAAGCACCAACUGUUGGAGUACACAUGACAAUUGGGUAUUUGUAGAUGUUUGUCUGGKAUUAAUAAACCAWUAUCAUCAACAGUCAAUCUGCAGUCAUACUACUAAUAUGUACUUAAAGUGGACUGGMCCCAGUGGGGAGAGUUGUUCCUGGGCUCUUUCUCUGGCCUGGGGGCCUUAUCAUAUUUGCCAUGUGAGUUUGUGAGUUACUGCCAUUAGAAAAAUGUAGGUGCCAAKCUWGAAUGAUCAUUAAGCAAGAACAAACGUGACCAUUUCCUCCCAUGUUCCAAAUUGCUACUGACCUCUCUACGGAGAGAUAAGCACUGAUCUUUGGAGCAAACAAUCUUUGGGUCUUUGGUACUUCAGACUAUCAUCACAUCCAUUGUGGUGGAUGGCAUGGGGCUCAGCCUGGGCAUCAUCCCACAGUUCACCAUUUAUGGAAGCUACUUCUCAGCCAUCGCUGUCAUUUUCUUUCUGAGGGGUGUGU